UUCCUCUUUUGUAGGUAGUCAUAGCCUACUGGUAUCGCACAUUCAUGGGCAUAAUGGACUUACUUGGAAUAGAAACUAAGACCUGCUGGAACGUCACCAGGAUGGAGCCUCUCAAUGAGGUUCAGAGCUGUGAAGGAUUGGGAGACCCAGCUUGCUUUUAUGUUGGUGUGAUUUUUACUUUAAAUGGAUUAAUGAUGGGAUUGUUCUUCUUAUAUGGUGCAUACUUGAGUGGGAGUCAAUUAGGAGGUCUGAUUACAGUAGUGUGCUACUUUUUCAAUCAUGGAGAGGCCACCCGUGUAAUGUGGACACCACCUCUUCGUGAAAGUUUCUCAUAUCCAUUCUUUGUACUUCAGAUGUAUAUUUUAACUACAAUUCUCAGGACCUCGAACAUUCAUAAAAGACAAUACAUGGCUCUCUGUUUUUCCAAUGUUGCUUUUAUGCUUCCAUGGCAAUUUGCUCAGUCCAUACUUUUUACACAGAUAGCAUCAUUAUUUCCUAUGUAUGUUGUGGGAUACAUUGAGCCAAGCAAAUUUCAGAAGAUCAUUUACAUAAAUUUGGGCUCGGUUAUUUUUUGUUUCAUUUUGAUGUUUGGAAAUCCAGUGUACUUGAGUUCUUAUUAUUCUUCAUGUUUGUUAGUAACCUGGGCUAUAAUGCAAAAGAAAAAUAAAAUUCAAAGAUUGGGAGUAUCUGAACUCAACCUUUGGCUGAUCCAAGGUUGUGCUUGGUGGAGUGGAACAAUUGUUUUAAAAUUUCUGACAUCUAAAAUGUGUGGCGUUUCAGACCAUAUUCACUUGAGUGACCUGAUAGCAGCCAGAAUCUUAGGGUUUACAGAUUUUGAUACUUUGCUAUACACCUGUGCUCCUGAAUUUGACUUCAUGGAACAAGCCACUCCACUGAGAUACACAAAGACAUUAUUGCUUCCACUUGUUAUGGUGAUUACUUAUUUUAUCUUUAAAAAGAUUGUUCGUGAUAUUUUCUAUGUCUCAUAUCCAAACACUUGUCUAAGAAAACAGCUCCUUGAUCACAGUGAGCUGGUUUUCCACACCUUGCAGUUGCUGGCAUUCAUGGCUCUGGCCAUUUUAAUUAUGAGGCUGAAGCUGUUUUUGACACCACACAUGUGCAUUAUGGCUUCCUUGAUCUGCUCCCGACAGCUCUUUGGCUGGCUUUUUUGCAGAGUUCAUUUUGAAAAUCUUGUCUUCGGUAUUCUGAUUAUGAUGUCAAUACAAGGCUGUGCAAACCUCCAUAACCAAUGGAGCAUAAUGGGAGAGUUUUCUAACCUGCCCCAGGAAGAACUCAUACAGUGGAUCAGAUACAAUACCAGGCCAGAUGCUGUCUUUGCAGGCACCAUGCCCACAAUGGCAAGCAUCAAGUUGUCUACACUCCAUCCCAUCGUGAACCACCCACAUUAUGAGGAUGCAGACUUGAGGGCUCGAACAAAAAUGGUUUAUUCUGCAUAUAGUCGAAAAUCUGCAAUAGAAGUGAGAGAUAAAUUGUUGGAAUUACAUGUGAAUUAUUAUGUUCUAGAAGAGGCAUGGUGUGUUGUGAGAACAAAACCUGGAUGCAGUAUGCUUGAAAUCUGGGAUGUGGAAGACCCUUCCAAUGCAGCUAAUCCUCCCCUGUGUAGCGUCCUGCUCAGGGAUGCGAGGCCUUAUUUCACCACAGUAUUUCAGAAUAGUAUGUAUAGAGUACUGAAGGUUAACUAAGAAUGAAACUCUCCACCAUGCUGUGGCGAAAAGAUCUAUAUCAAAACCAAAUACUUCUGGACUUAUUUACAUCAGUAAAAAUCACAAGCUUUAAUAAGAGACACUUAGAAACAAGGUAAAAUUAUUUAAAGUUUUCUCGUUGCUAACAGUAAAUUACUUUAUUGUUUCCCAUUGAAUGACAGCCCUGUUAGCUUUUCAUGUAAAUGAUGAAGCCAUUUCAUA
This is a messenger RNA of Nannospalax galili (Upper Galilee mountains blind mole rat), 1925 nucleotides long. Its product is annotated as probable C-mannosyltransferase DPY19L2. Gene Ontology annotation, molecular function: mannosyltransferase activity. Bases 45 to 1703 code for a protein of 552 amino acids. Gene Ontology annotation, biological process: spermatid development. The transcript is spliced from 18 exons. Gene Ontology annotation, cellular component: nuclear inner membrane. NCBI's taxonomy places the organism in Eukaryota, Metazoa, Chordata, Mammalia, Rodentia, Spalacidae. The record is from RefSeq and is a predicted model, not a curated record.